AUGAGGUUGAAGGCACCAAUUGCCUUAAGAUCCAAGUUACUCAAACCAUGCAGAAACUUGUUACAAAUUUUCAGAUUCAAACUCAAAAAACCAUUCUUUAUAAGAGCCCUUCACUCUCGUCCUCAUUACACCAAAGUUGAAAAGGCUCAAAAGGUUCCGAAGAAGAAUCAGAUAACGGGGUUCCUGUCAGCUUUCUGUUCAACCCGGAAGCCAAAAGGGAUGGACAGACUAGCAGCACUCAAGAGCUUCUCUGAAAAAGGGGGUGAUGGAAGGCAUUAUCCAUCACCCAUUACACCGGCUUAUAUGGCUGGAGAACCGGUGGCUUCGGGUCAUGAAGAGGUGCAAGAUGCAUGCAGGAGUUUUGAGAACUAUUUGGUGGAGAUGAUUAUUGAUGAAGGGAAAGUGAGGGACUUAAUGGAUGUGGAAGAGCUUCUCUACUGCUGGAAGAACCUGAAAAGCCCUGUUUUCAUUGAUUUGGUUGGUAGAUUCUAUGGAGAGCUGUGCAAGGACUUGUUUUCCACUAGCAGUGAUGAAAGUUCAUAGUGAUUCUUCAAUAUUCAAAUUCUUUCUUUUAAAGGCAUAAUUUUUUUGUAAUAUGGCAUGUAAAUGCGGAAAUGAUAUAUUUUAUCAUGCUUCUUCAUUCUUCAC
Molecule: messenger RNA, 648 nt
Organism: Prunus mume (Japanese apricot)
Lineage: Eukaryota; Viridiplantae; Streptophyta; Magnoliopsida; Rosales; Rosaceae
Gene: OFP17
Product: ovate family protein 17
Biological process (GO): negative regulation of DNA-templated transcription
Source: RefSeq, a predicted model, not a curated record